Molecule: messenger RNA, 2109 nt
Organism: Bipolaris oryzae ATCC 44560
Lineage: Eukaryota; Fungi; Ascomycota; Dothideomycetes; Pleosporales; Pleosporaceae
Exons: 2
Coding region: 1-2109 (702 amino acids)
Source: RefSeq, a predicted model, not a curated record
AUGUUCCGCUUGUCGAAAUCCCGAAAAGAAAAGGCAGAGAAGGACUUUGUUGAUUUAUGUGAACCAUCCCGGCCCCGAAUAAUCAAUGGCCUCAAGAAACGAGCUUCGAGCACUCUACGCUCGGUAGCGAUUCCACAGGUAGUUGUGCGGACACCUAGGCACUCAGUCCUCAAAUCCGCUGGACCACACUUUUCAGACGAAGCCCCAUAUAGUGACCGCCGCCUUACUUUCUCUGGCCAUGCGUCGCGGCAAUUCGGACACUUCCAAGUUGACUCGGACGAUGGGUAUCAAAUGCCGGGGUAUUUCCACAAGAGCCUACCUAGAGAAGUCUAUGAUUGUAUUGUUGCACAGUUAGGUCCGAUUCACAUGGACCAGGAAGGAGCAUGCGCAACAUGUUAUCUAAAAGAUCUUCACAGCCUCUCCCUUACUAGUCGGGCGUGGGGAAAAGCUGCAAACGCAGCUAUGUACCGGAAGGCACUGGUGCUGGCCAAUGAAGAGCAUGGAGCGCAUCCGAGGCUGAAGAUAAAGGGGACCAGUCGACUAAAGUUACUUCGAAGGACUCUUCGCGAGAGCCCCAUCCUUGCUAAGCAGGUAAAGGAGUUGCAUCUCCCGGCUUUCCAGAACCUAUACCAAAAUGCCACCAUUGAACAAGAGGAGAUUUUGAAUCUGGUGGCGUCGUUGGUCAUGGCCUGCCCACGUCUGGAACGCCUCGUUGGCUUCCAUGUUCCAUUUACAAAUGCUUUCGACCGGCUAUCGUAUGCACUAUCGACCCGAUCGAACCUCAAGGAGCGGACGUGGAUACUAGGCAAUGCUGAGAACGAACUCAACGAGGAAGACGAAGACGAAAUGAGGGGUCACUACAUUGUCGAAUGUGACCCCACCGAACAUUUCCUCAACUUGAAUUCCAAUCACCCCGAGCUGUCUACUCUGGUCCUGCAUCAGGGACCAAACAACUCCUCGUCGCCCCUCAACUUCCGAGCCAUCGUCGGCACACUUCGAAGCUUCCCACAGCUGCGUCAUCUAUCGAUACGCGGGCUACCUGCGACUUCAUUUACAAAUAUGGUAUUGAACGCCUUACCAACAAACCUGCGAAGUCUUCGUCUCGAGGCGCUUCCUGGCAUCACAGAGAAGGGCAUCCAGCGCUUCGUGACAUCGCCGCAAGCGACCUCAAUUCAGAAACUGACGCUGGUUAGCAUGAACAUCAGCGUUCAUACACUAGCAGAUAUCCUGUCGCCUUCUCUAGCUGGCCUAGAGGAAUUCUCUCUAGUUCAAAACAAGGCACCUGUACUGCGAGAACACGAUACAAGACCCGUGUUCAAGUCGCUAUCGCUUCGCUACCUCCACUGGGAGUUUCGGUCUGAGGCUAGUUCUCUCUCAGCCUCCACUUUUGAAUCACCCGAGUCAUCAACAUCUCUAUCAACAAAUUUCGAGCCAAGUUGCUGCAUUGCCACCUUCAUCCUUGCAGCCGGUAUCAUGAACAACGAAUUCCCGUCCCUCUGCCACGUCCGCAUUCCUCAUGAUCCCCAAGGCACUAUCCAGUCACUCUGCAAACCGCUCACCACAACACUUCUACCAGCGGAUAUUUCCCAGCUUGCUCUAGCACCUCGUACCGCUAGCUCAGACAGUCUUGCAUUAGGCGAAUCAUUCCCUACUUCGGUCCGGGAAGACGAAAUGUUCAACUGUGCUGUGGGGUCAGAGACACGCGUCGACUCUGUCGUAAGCCUACCCAGGUAUGGGCUCCCCGCCACGAACGCCGCAAUCGGCACCGUUCUUACGCCCAUGCGAUCACGCAUCGCAGCGCAAGCGCGCAUUUUGGCUGCAAAGAAGGAAGCUGGCAUGAUGGUCCGCGUGAUUGAUCCAGAGGACGAGAUCAUUGUGGAGAAGGUAUUUGGAUCAUAUAUCGGCGACCUAAGGAGUAAAAUCAACUAUGAACUGCAGCCCGAUCGACGCGCUUCCGGGCGCACAGCAUGGGUGACAGAGAUGGAAGAUUUGAUGGGCUGCAGGGUCAACCAUGACGGGCAUGGGAUUGAGUGCACUUGGGACCUCUGUGGACACACCAACAGUACAAGUGUGGAUGGAAAAGUUGUAAUGGUUGAUGAUCUUUUUUAG